GUCAAGGCGCUUCAGUAAAGUGUGUGAUUCUAGAGAGYAGUUGAGUUUGGACAGUGUACACCCGUGACACUGUUUUGUAUAUAAUCUGUCAUAAAUAAGAUACAUAUUUGCAGCUGUAUUCUGUAAAAUGGUCGGGGUAAAGGUAAUCGGAAAUGAUUCKGAAUUCCAACCUGAGCUAGCAGAAGCCGGCUCAAGGCUUGCGGUAGUGAAGUUCACAAUGGCCGGGUGUCGACCCUGUGUCAGAAUAUCCCCUCCUUUCAACAUGUUGAGUAACAAGUACCCACACGUAAUUUUUCUUGAAGUAGAUGUACACGUCUGUCAGGCAACGGCUGCCGCCAACAACAUCUCUGCAACGCCAACGUUUUUGUUUUUCCGUAACAAAGUGCGAAUUGACCUGUAUCAAGGUGCAGAUGCCUCAGGAUUAGAGGAGAAGAUCAAGCAGCAUGUAGAAAACGACCCUGGAAGCAACGAGGACUCAGACAUUCCCAAGGGAUAUAUGGACCUGAUGCCGUUUGUGAACAAAACUGGCUGUGAGUGCCUAAAUGAGAGUGACGAAAGCGGCUUUGAAAACUGCUUAGUCAAGGACACCACCUACCUGGAGUCUGACUGUGAUGAACAG
Messenger RNA from Salvelinus sp. IW2-2015, 619 nucleotides. RefSeq names its product thioredoxin-like protein 1. The record is from RefSeq and is a predicted model, not a curated record. NCBI's taxonomy places the organism in Eukaryota, Metazoa, Chordata, Actinopteri, Salmoniformes, Salmonidae. Gene Ontology annotation, cellular component: cytosol. Gene Ontology annotation, molecular function: protein-disulfide reductase activity.